This is a messenger RNA of Aptenodytes forsteri (emperor penguin), 957 nucleotides long. RefSeq names its product olfactory receptor 10A5-like. Gene Ontology annotation, biological process: G protein-coupled receptor signaling pathway. The record is from RefSeq and is a predicted model, not a curated record. Lineage: Eukaryota; Metazoa; Chordata; Aves; Sphenisciformes; Spheniscidae. Gene Ontology annotation, molecular function: G protein-coupled receptor activity; olfactory receptor activity. Gene Ontology annotation, cellular component: membrane.
AUGAAGCCAACAGAGGGACCAGAACCAGGAAACCACACUCUGCUGACUGAAUUUGUCCUCUCUGGAUUGUCCAACCACCCAGAAAUGCAGCACUUGCUGUUCUUCACAUUCUGCUUAAUUUACACCGUCACCAUCAUUGGGAACCUUCUCAUCUUCAUGGUCACAGUGCACCCCACCCUCCGCAUGCCCAUGUACUUCUUCCUCCGGGUCCUGUCCUUCCUGGAUAUUUCCACAGCAUCGAUCGUUUUUCCCAAGAUGCUGGUAAACUUCCUGUCAGAGGAUAGAAGCAUCUCCUACAUGGGCUGUGCCACACAGCUCUACUGUGUGAUUUUCUUAGCAGCCACUGAAUGGUACCUUUUGGCAGCCACGGCCUAUGACCGUUAUGUGGCCAUAUGCAACCCCCUUAGAUAUGCAAUCAUCAUGAACAGCAGUUGUCAUUCCUUGGUCCUGCCGUCAUGCUGCAGUGGUAACACUGUGUCUGUGGUGCAGACAGCUUGGGUGUUCACAUUGCCGUUUUGUGGGCCCAAGAAGAUUAACUACUUCUUCUGUGAUAUUCCUCCAUUCAUCAUGCUCACCUGCACUGCCACUUCUUUGUAUGAAAAGCAGAUCAUUACAGCCACAGUGCUGGUCAUCUUUACACCAUUUUGUCUCAUCCUGGUAUCCUAUGCCUGCAUCAUCUCCAACAUCCUGAAGAUUUCCUCUGCAGAGGGCGGACACAAGAUCUUCUCCACCUGUUCCUCACACCUUACUGUUGUAAACACUUUAUUAUGCAAGUGGGACCUUGAUUUACCAUUUACCAUAAUUUGGCCAAAAUCCAGUAAUUCACAAGACACUAAGAAAGUCCUAGCUUUCAUAUACACGACCAUAAUUCCCACAUUAUACCUGAUUUACAGCCUGAGGACUAAAGAAGUGAAACGAGUACUAAUUAAAAUUAUAGCUGAGCUGAGGAAGGUAUGA